CCAGCCUUCUCUUCGGAAGGCUUUCCUGUCUCAAAUAUGCACGUCUCGUCUCCUAACAUAGUUUAUAUGUAUGGCCAUUAAAUUGACGAGAGGAGAGGAUGGGCGACCAGAGACAUGAGCAGAUGAAUUCUCCCUUUCACCUGUUUCCAGUGGUGCCAUGAAAGCACCACGAGAAAAGGUGGGGAUGUGUGUGGUUUGUGUAACUGAGUCAUCAGUUUGCUGAGUCUGAGGAGGAGAAGGUAUCUUUUUGCUCCAACAUGAGUGAAGAUAGCAGCGCUCUGCUCAGCAGGCUGCAGCAGUUGCAGUGUCACUUCACCUGGGAUCUGAAGAAAGACGUGGACCCGAAAAUACUGAUCACCCGACUAAAGACUGACAUAGAUUUUCAUUGGAGUCAGUGUGAGGGAGGGAGUUGCUUCUACAGUCUCUUGGCUUAUUGCAGAUAUCUUCAGGAUCAACGAGAGGAAGCGCUGUCACUUUUAAACCAAUCAGAGGAGACUAUCAGGGAGAGUUACGGUGAUGAGAGUGAGAGGCGGCUGAUUGUGACGUAUGGAGACAUGGCCUGGCUGAAAUACCAUGAUGGAGACUUUGCACAGUCACAAAGCUACUGUCAGAGAGUUGAGGACAUACUGGUGAAGUAUCCCACUGGUUCAUCAGGAAGUCUCCUUCCAGAGGUGUACGGGGAACAAGGCUGGACCUAUUUCAAGGUGUCAUGGUCUUCUCUCUCCAAAGCCAUCGAGUGUUUUCGUAAAGCACUUGAGGUACAAACUCGUGACACCGAGUGGAACGCCGGCUACGCCAUCGCCCUCUUUUGUAGAGAACAGUGGGUUUUUGAAAAUUUACAGGAAGAUGAGGAAUCCCAGGCCACCAAACAGCUUCGCCUUGCAUUGGAGAUCAACCCAAAUAACGCUGCUCUGCAGUGCAUGCUUGCCGUGAAGCUGGUGGCCUAUAAGAAAUAUCAAGAGGCUGAUGGUCUGGUGGAGAUGGCUCUAGAAAAUGAUCCUGACAACCCUCAUGUCAUCCGCCACUCAGGAAAAUACUUUCGUAAUAGGAAUCGACUGGAUGAGGCUAUUGAUAUGUUUACGCGAGGCCUGAGAAGGGAUGAUGAAUCAGAUUUCUUUCACCACCAGCUGGCUCUGUGCUACAAGCAGAAGAAAAUUGCUGAGCAAUUCCGCAGGCCCUUCAGCAACAGAGAAGAGGUGCGUAAGUGGAGGCGUAUUUGUAUCAGUCACCUUGAAGAUGCUGUAAAGAUAAAACCGUCCUUUUUCCUGGCGUGGGCUGAUCUGCCACUGCUGUAUGCAGAGGAAGGGGAUUUGAGCAGGGCUGAGGAGAUUUUCCAGCACUGCUUGGAGAACUUACCAGAGUUGGAGGAAAUGCUUUGUCAGACUAUCCAUCAGCACUGCGGUGACUUUCAUCUUUAUCACAAAAGCAAUGAGGCUCAAGCCAUCGCUCACUAUACCAAGGGGCUGCUGAUACCACUGAAAAAAUAUAAUUGGAAACUGUGUGUUAAGAAACUGAAGCAGAUCGCUGAGAGACGUCUGGCAAAGAAUCAGGGUGAUGGUGAGGCUCUCGCUCUGCUGGGUCAGGUGGCCAGAGCUGAGGGCGACAACAAGAAAGCUGCUGAGUUUUAUGAGAAAGCUCUGAACUAUGACAAGGACAAUGAAGAGUACCUGUCUGCUCUGUGCGAGCUGCGCCUGGAGCUGCAGGGAACAUCUGAUUAAGUCCAGAGUGCCUCACUUCACUUGUGCUGCCAGCUUCUCUGUAUGUAGUAAAAGAUACUGCAUAUGUACAUUUUUUGUUUUGUUUAUAUAUCUUGGAAAAAAAAUGUUAAGUGUUGCACAAUUUUUAAGAGAACAGUAUUCAAAAGCAAAAAAAAAAAAUGACAUGUUCUGAUAUCACAGAGUUAGAACUGAGGACAUCAGAGGGUAAAAACAGCUGGUGAUAAUUUACUGUCAAAGUUCAAGAGGAGACACAUAAAAAACUAAACUUAAUAAUAAAAAGGAAACUUAGGAGAACUCAAAUAAAAGUGAAUAAAAUAUAAAUUAUAGAAAAAAUGUCCACCUUUCAACUACCGCCAGAAGGUGGCAGCUCAUCUCCUUUAUCCUCACCUUUCCUUUCUACUCAUCUACUACAUGCAUCACUGCUCUUCACACUUCUACAAGGACUGGAUUGAUUAUAAUGUAGAGGACAAAGAAUGUACAGUAACACAGUUAUAAAGAUAAAUGGAACGACUUGUUCUGCAAGUAUUUUAAAUGUAUCCCCUUCAUAACUCCUGUUAACUGCAUGCUAUUUACCAAUACAAGACAUUAACUACAUUAACAUUAACUAUUAUAUACAAUACACAUAAAAGUCAUUACUGUGUGCGCCUCUUGGACCACAUGCAGAAUAACAUUACUUUCAGGUGUAUCUGUAGCUCUGUAUUCGUGCUAGUCCUGACACACCAUGGUUGUGCUCUCAGUUAAACUCUGGUCAUGAGACCAUCAAACUGUACCUCAAACAGCACUUUAUAUUUUAUGCCACUUUUAUUUUUUUAAUCACAUAUUUUAGGCAAGUUCCUAAUAAAUGCUACACUUUUUUAUUAUCUGUAUUAUUCAAUACAUUUUUAAUCCUUUUCAAGAAAUAUUAUGAACUAAAAUUAACAUGAAUCUGUCACAGAAACAUAAAAACACCUUUAUUGAACUGUCUCAGGGACAGUUACAGGUUGGCUUGAUGGGCCACUGAACGCCAGGAGUGAGGAGAAGACGUAGUAAGAAAACAGACUGACCUUAUGACAAAAUCAGGUUUAAAACCCUUUUGUCCCCUAGAACUUUGACACCAUUGUUAACUUUUUAACAGUCACUUAAGACAAAUGUACAAAAGAUAAAAGAAUAGAAACAUCUUUAUUAAAACCAUCACAGCAAAACAUAAAAAGUCUGGACAUCAUCACCCCUCAAAACAUGCAAACAUACAGAUGCUACAAUCAUUAUAGCUUGAUUCAUGAUACAUUACAUUGUGACACACAACUCUAAACUUACAUAUCAUUUGAUGCUCAGUUAAACUGUCAAAUGCAAAAACACAUGAUUGUGGGAUUUUUAUAAAAUAUCUACAUACAUCAUAUAAAUGCUGGCACUUUUAAUUUGAUAUUUGUCAGGAGGGUUUGUUGGGCAAAUGUGGUUCGCAAUGUCCUGACAAACAAACAAACCACUGACUAACAAAGAAGUAGAAUAACAAUGCAAUGAAACAUACAGUACAAACCACUGAUUUUGCCGUAUUCAGGUAACUUCAGGGUUUUCUGUACUAAACGUGGUUUUCUUCUUACCGGGGUAAAUCGUCAUGGUAACUUGUGUUGUGUGAAAUCAACAGUUAUAAACAUCACAGCCUACUGACCAAUCAAUUCUCUGGAAAAUAGCAUCAUAAUUCAUGGAAGAUCCCUCGGACAUCUGUAGUGAGAGUAGGAGGGUCUAAAUUUAAAUUUCUAAACUCAACUUUACUCGUUGAUCUUCUUUUUGUUUUAGCAGCAAACAAUUUUACGCCUGUUUGAUUGUUCUAAACAAUCAAAAACAGGACACCUGCACUGCACUUGCUGGCUUCAUAUCAAAUUUGAAUUUGAAUUUUGUUGUUAUAUUUAAAAUGCAGCUGAAAGGAUAAAAAUAAACUGUCAGGAGGAGAUUAUGUUCUGGGUUUCAGCUUCAAAUCAUCUACAGUUUGUGCUCCAUUCACUGGAUUUAGUAAAGUCAUGCUUAACCUGCUCCUGACAGUUUUAGUUUUUAUUCUUUCAGCUGUUUAAGUGUUUGAGAGUAAAGAUUAAAAUCACACCUUUUCAAA
This is a messenger RNA of Oreochromis niloticus (Nile tilapia), 3801 nucleotides long. Its product is annotated as interferon-induced protein with tetratricopeptide repeats 1. Gene Ontology annotation, biological process: defense response to virus. Bases 258 to 1718 code for a protein of 486 amino acids. The record is from RefSeq and is a predicted model, not a curated record. The transcript has 10 exons. Gene Ontology annotation, molecular function: protein binding. Lineage: Eukaryota; Metazoa; Chordata; Actinopteri; Cichliformes; Cichlidae. Gene Ontology annotation, cellular component: cytosol.